AGUGGCAAGUUUCAACACCGAACAUGUCAGACACAAAAGAUAUCGAAAUGAAAGCCCCCGAGGCCAAUGACAUCGAGGACUUGGUCACCGACAUCCAACUGUCAUUCCUGUUGUUGCAGAAGGUCGCCACCACCUUUGACAACCGGUAUAUCACCAAGUUGUUUCGUGGGUUGGGGUCCUUGAGCCGUAAACUCAAACAAGAUGAAACCUCGUUAUCCACCGUCCUCACCAACGUAUACGGAUCAAUCGAGUCGAAAAGCUACAUAUUUGAGUACAUCGAUGCCUCGACAAUCCCAGAGCUGGAAUCAAAAAAAUCAGAAGUGCUUCCUGAAAUCGACUUGUAUCUUCAUUUGUUGGUACAACUCUAUCUUUUGGACUCUGACCAGAUCGACAAGCUCUCAAGCUUCAACCGCCAUGUGGUACUGUUGAUGAAGGUAUACAACCGUCGGUCGUUGGAUUUCAUUUACGCCAAGAUCUGGUUCUACAUCUCCAGAGCCACAGAACUUGCCAAUGACUUGUACUGGAUCCGGCCUGAGUUGUUAUACGCCUUUAGGACCGCCACCUUGAGGCAUGACACCGAGACAGUGGCUUCCAUUGUCACCAUUUUAUUGAGAAACUACUUGUUGACCAAAGACAUCGACCAGGCGUUGAACUUGAUUGAAAAGUCCGAAUUCCCCGAGAAUGCCAAUACGUCUUUGGGGGCCCGGUACUACUACUACGUGGCCCGGAUCCAUGCCAUUCAAUUGAACUACUCGUUGGCCAAUGAAUGUUGUAUCACAGCCAUCAGAAAGGCUCCUCAGACCAAGUUUUCGGUGGGCUUUAUCCAAAGUGCCACCAAGUUAAGUAUCAUAAUCGAGCUUUUGAUGGGGGACAUACCCGAACUCAAGGUAUUCAAGACUAAUGAGUUCGAGCCAUACUUCAUGGUGACCAGGGCCGUAAAGGUUGGUGAUUUAAAGUUGUUUGACCAGGUGUUGAAAAAGUACAAGGCCGAUUUUGUAAAGGACGACAACUACACGUUGAUUUCCAGAUUGCACCAGAACGUCAUCAAAACUGGAAUUAGAAUUAUUUCCUUGUCAUACUCCAAGAUUUCUUUGAAGGACAUUUGCAUCAAGUUGCACUUGGAUUCGGAAGAGCUGACAGAGUAUAUUGUUGCUAAGGCCAUCAGAGAUGGCGUUAUAGAAGCCACCAUAAACAAUGAGAAGGGGUUCAUGCAGUCCAAGGAGUUGUUGGACAUUUACUCCACCAAGUUGCCCCAGGAUGAGUUUGAUCAGAGAAUCAAGUUCUGUUUGAGCUUGCACAACGAUUCGGUUAAAUCCAUGAGGUAUCCGUCUGAAAACUUAAAGGACGACACCAAGAACCUGGAAACGUUUGAGGACGAGUUCGAGUUGUUGAAGGCCAUCGAAGAAGGUGACUUGGAUGAUUUCAUGGAUUAAGUAGAAUAUUGUUGAUGAUAUAAAUAUACUUCUAACCUC
Yamadazyma tenuis ATCC 10573 is the source of this 1472-nucleotide messenger RNA. RefSeq names its product proteasome regulatory particle lid subunit (gene RPN3). NCBI's taxonomy places the organism in Eukaryota, Fungi, Ascomycota, Pichiomycetes, Serinales, Debaryomycetaceae. Gene Ontology annotation, cellular component: proteasome complex; proteasome regulatory particle, lid subcomplex. Gene Ontology annotation, molecular function: enzyme regulator activity. Gene Ontology annotation, biological process: regulation of protein catabolic process; ubiquitin-dependent protein catabolic process. The record is from RefSeq and is a predicted model, not a curated record.